AUGAAAAGAUCUCGACUAGGUGCUCAUGUAGUACACACGCCAAGAAGAACUUGUUCUGUAGAUAAAACUUUAAGCACUCCGGAAUUCGAACAUUCCAAGUUAUCAAAAGUUCACAAGAAGUACGAACAGGUGCGAAGAGAAGUGUACUGCAUAUCACCAAGAAGUGACGUUUUCGCAUCAGAAAUUAAUAUAUGUAAUCGAAGUGAUUCUAAAACUGACGAAAUAUAUCGCCUAGAAAAACAGCCAGCACAAGGAGACGAUAAGUCUCCGACAGCUUCACAUUCAGAACCCAUGCAGAAUUCACAUUAUAGUAGGUGUGUUAAAACACUACUCCAUCCAAGGAAUCUUGAAAUUGAAACACAAAAAAUACACGAAAGUCAAAAACAGGAGAAAACAGCAAAAUGCUGUAUGUAUUCAAGAAUACCUCAGAUUUCUGUUAACUUUUUUCUGUUUCUUUUUAAAUUGGGCUCUCAUUUUGCAGUGGAUGUCGAAGAUUCGUUAACAAGAUUACUGCAAGAUAUUCAUAAUGACAACAGGAAAAGUGCAAGAAUUAUAAGAGAUUCCAAAGCUAGAUUGCUUAAUUUACAAAAGAAAACAGCUUUAAAUGAGGCAGACAUAAAAGAGCUUGGGGAGCGAAAUGAAUUACUGCUUCGUGAAAUGGAACGUUUUGACCGGUUGACAAAGAGCAUACAAAAAUUGGUUGGUGCUCAAGUACACCAAUUUAGUAAGUCGAGAGAGAAGUCCCCAGACCUCACUGGUAACAUGUCGACGGGUCUUUUCGACGAAUCGAAUUUUGAAAUGAAAAUAAGUACUCCUGCUGGAACUUUUGGUGGAGGCAGAAAUUUUUGUAAUUCAGGAGUACCCGGUGGAUCGAUACCUCGUAGCAAAUCUGAAAUUGACCUCACUCGGAAACUGACUGAAAGCUACGAUAUGCAAGAGAAAUUAGUUGCUGACAACGCGGAUUUAGAAGUGAAAAGAUAUAUUCUGUACAAGGAGUUAAUGACAAAGGAUCAAAACUUAGAAACAUGUCGUGGGCAAAUAAAAAGGCUGCAAGGGGAAUUAAAAUUGUUAAACAUCGAAAACUCAAAUCUUCUUGAGAAACUGAAUAAGAACAAUCCAGAGGGCGAUGCGACUGCGAUGAGCCAAUGCACCCCAUGCCAUCAAGAAGUUGUAACACAAAGUCAGUGUGGAGACGUUGGUGACAUUAAAAGUGCCCAGGAGCUAGUGGAUAAACUAGAAGAAUAUAAAAGUUCCACAUUAGAAUUUGAAAAACAGUUAGGCGAAUUGGAAUACGAAGUCCGUUACUUGCGAACAGAGAUGGAUUCUAUUAAAGGCGAAAAGGAUAGCGCGUGUCGAGGCGGUGGCGCCGCUGGACCCAACACGUGCUUUCAGCAGCCGCCAUGCGGACCUCCUGUGCCUCCAAUGACAAAAGCUUGUGGAGUAUGUCCACCGUGUCCAGCACCAUGCAACCCUAAUGCACCUCCAACACCAGCUGAAAAAGAAGUGCAGAAGCUCACUUUGCAAUUACAACAGACUCAAGAAAGCUUUAAGACCAAAGUAACAGAGUGCGCGUUGCUUCGAACAGAUCUUCUCAAGAAAAAAGAAGAAUUAGAAAAGGAGCGUUGUCAGCAUCGUGAAGCUCAAAAUAAAUUACGCGAGUUAGAAAUGAAGUUUGAAGGCUUGACGACGCACACAAAUAUGUUAUUAGGGACAAAAGAGCAAGCACUUGAACAAGAAGUGAACGUCAGAACACUGAAACAGUGCUAUAGAGAAGCAAGGGAAGAAAUAGAUGAACUAAGGACUUUGAUGAAAGAACAGAAUGACCAGCUUCAAGACUAUAGAGUUAAAUACCUUCAAGCUCAACAACUUGUAGAAGAACAAAAGCGUCAAAUGGACAUGAUGGACAUGGACAAUACAAGGAUAAGUGAACAAAUAAACCUUGAGAUACAAAAAAUAAAAUUCCAAGAAAAGCUACAAGAAUUAGCACCGAUUCCAGAUUUGUUAAAGGCGACUCAGAUGAGAUUAAAAGACGCACAGCAGUCGCAAGCAAUAGCCGAGCACAACGCGGAACAGUUGGCUAGGGAACUUAAUUGCGCCAGAGAAAAGAUUCAUGUACUUUUGCAUAAUACUAUAAAACCACCGGAGAAACCUCCAGAGAGGAGCGCAGAUGAGAAACAGAUGGCGCUGCUGAACCAAAGAAUUUCACAACUAACAGAAACGAAUAUGAGCCUUAAGAAUGAAAUCGAGAGACUGAAAGCAAAUGUAAUACGCAUGGAAGAAGCCGUAUUAGCAAACGAAAAACGGUUACAAGAGAAGAUGCACGAGUGCGCACAGCUCGGCGGCGAGUUGGAUAGAGCCCGGGAUGAGGCUGCGAGAGCAUUACAGCGUGCUAAUGAACGCACAGAGACUAUACGCAAAUGUAUGCAGACUACGAUUGCUGAAUUAGAAAGACAGCUUGCAGCCUCCAGGGCACAAGUUAAGAACGCUGAAAAAGAUCGCGAAGAACUUCAAUGUCGCAUGCAGUGUCAGAUAAAGCGACUGAAUGACAAUUUCGAACAGGCUCAAUUGAGAAUUCUAGGGCUACAAGGUCAAGUGCAAACAUUAAGACGGACUGUCUCCAGCACAGAUGGUGAAGGGGACGGCGAUAUACAAGAAUGUGCUUGUAAGAGUUUCUUUGAAAACCCUUAG
This is a messenger RNA of Parnassius mnemosyne (clouded apollo), 2688 nucleotides long. The record is from the annotation of a GenBank genome assembly. NCBI's taxonomy places the organism in Eukaryota, Metazoa, Arthropoda, Insecta, Lepidoptera, Papilionidae.